AACCCACCCUAAAUUAUACGGAGCAAGUAGUAGUAGGACUACGGAAUAGCAGAAGACCAUGAAAAGUUACUCAUGGUGGGGUGGCAAGUCAUGAACUCGUAAAAUCUCUCCCGCCAAGAGAUUAGGGUGGGUUUUCCCGGUCUCAUAACCAAUUAUCAAAAAAUGGAAAGACCCAGUUUACACAGAUUUCAUGCCAUAAUGUCAAUGGCUUCAAACACUUUCUCAGCUAUUCACUCUCUUUCGUUGGAAGAGUCUGGGCCAGCAAUUUGAGGUUCAAACUCAGCCAUGCUCUCCCUAAGCUAUUCUACAUUUCUUCUGAGAAUGAUUGAGUGAAACAUAAACAAAGUUCUAAAAUAGGAUUGGGAGGAUUGCUUCUGAACGUGCUGUAAUAUCUGAAUUUAUUGGAUUAUUGGAGAAAGAGAGACUGGGACACUAUUUAUUCAGACACCACACAUUGUUUUAAAACUUGUUUUAAGUUGUUCAUGAGGAACAACUAACAGAUGUAUAUACAUUGCCAGGACCUCUUACUGGCUCGCGGAGAAGAGGGUUAAAGUUUCGACAUUCUGUCCCUACACCAAAAUGAAAAUAUGCACAUUGUUUAGGCUUUUGACAGCUCAGAGAUGUAAGUACAUUGGAUUUCUCAUUCAUGCACAUUGCACAAAAAGUGUUUUUAGUCGUAAGAGUAAGGGGGUGACAGAAUACAGGUUAGAUCCACAUCAGAGUCUAAAGCUCUUUUAUUGCCUUCUCCCUUGAGCAGCAGAAGCAAUUGUUCAAAGCAGUUAAACAUUGAGGCAAUCGAACAAUCAUUACCAUUUAUUUUAAAUAAUACAAAAACUCAAUGUUUUACUGAUAAGUUAAUUCUCAUCUUUGUAAGUUAUUAUAAAAGUACAGCUCAUUGUUCUUAUAUGAAUUUGAUCAUGAGCAGUAAAAUUUGUAGUUUCACUGUUUUAUUGAAACGAGAACAUUUUUGGCGUGUUGCUCUUUCCCAUCCUCUUUUAUACGUGUGAUGAAAUGUCAUUUUAAAAUAUAUUUUAAAACUUGUCAAUAGCUUUGAUGUCAUUACUAAAUUUAUCCAGAUUUGAAACAUGGUUAUUUUAGUAAUUAAUUCAAUAUCUGAAAUGCGGUCGUUAAAACCAAAUCCAUUGAUGAAAAAGAAAAUUUACGCCAAUGCAGAAAAGGAAAAUUUCAAUAAAUUAAAACAGGAAAUAUAUUAAUAUGCAUUGAAUUACCUGUCAAAUUCAAGCGGGUUUUGAAUUUAACCAUGGUUGGGUAGUGUAACACCCCGCCCUGUAGGACCCGAGGUAGUUACUUCUGACCUCUUCGGACCUCUAGUACUGCCCUCACAAACCGGCACUAGCCUUUUCCGUGCACUUUGUCCUCACUCGUGCGUGCCCUGAGCAACUUCCCAGGGUGUCACUCAUCCCAAGACUACUCCCGCGCAAGCAUGCUUAACUUUGGAGUUCUUGGGUGAUGAGCUCCCUUAACCUCUGUUGGUAUGAGUAGUACUAUUAAUCCUUUUAAAUUAAUCUCAAGUGUUACAAUCACCCCCACUUAGGACCGCAACGUCCUCGUUGCGCCCAUAAACCAAUCUCAAUCAUAUCCCAGAAUCUUUUCCCCUGCUAAGUGCCCGCUCGAUAUCCAACAGAUCAACACACUGUCGCAGGGUUGCUCUGAUACCAUUUGUAACACCCCGCCCCUUAGGACCCGAGGUAGUUACUCCUACACACCCUCCGGACCUCUAGUACUGACCUCAAGUGUUAGAGGUAGCCUCCCCAAGAUGACAAAAUAAAAAGUUUGGCUACAGUUCCCGAUAAAACCGCCCAAAAACAUGAAAAUAAACUCGUCUUUAUUUUAUUAUAUAACAGCUGUUAUCCUAUGCAUUAGCAUAUUUUCUAACUCUUCAAGGCUUUCACAAAUAUUCUCUAAUCCUCUUUCUGUUCAACAAAACUGGUUGAACCAUUUAUAUGAGGGUGAAAUUGAAGAACAGUUACUCACUUUAAGCGGUGUUACAUUACUCAAAGCGAUCGAUGUACAGGUUUCAAAAUUUUGGGUGCUGAAAUUCGAUUUAUUUACAGACCAAGAGGUUUAAGCAUCUUACGUGUUCCAAACAUAGCCUUAGUCUCUCCAACCAAGUCCUUAAUCAGAAAUGGAAUGCUAUAAAGGGGAAGCCUUCAGGGCAAAAGAACUUGCAGAAAAGAAGGUGUUAGAAAAGGACUUUGCUGGAGCCCGAGUGUCGGCACUGAAAGCCCAAAACCUGUUUCCUGGCCUUAAUGGUCUGAGCGAACUUCUUGACGUGAUCAACAUCUAUGUCAACUUUGAAAAGACCACCAAUGGCGAAGUUGACUGGUAUGCUGUCCUUGGAGUUGAUGAUGAGAAACUGAGAAGAUAUUGCGCAAAAAUUGCUACAUCAGUACACCCAGACUACAACCACUCUUGUGGGGCAAACGGUGCGUUCAGGAUAAUCAUGCAAGCAUGGAGUAUGUUUGCAGAUCAUGCUAAGAGAGCUACUUAUGAUAGACGACGGCGAAGGCUUGCUAUGGUGACUUCUCGGAACGUCUUCCGCAAAUAUCAUGCUACCAGUAAGGUCCAACUGACAUCCACUCCACCACAACCACCAAUGCUAUGCUUGCCCGGGAGAAACACUUUUUGGACUAAAUGCAGUUGGUGCAACAUGCAAUUCCAAUACUCAACAGUCUACCUCCACAAACUUCUUAUAUGUGUCCGCUGCCAUUCGUCCUUUUGGGCAACUGAGGAAAGAUCAGUUUGUGGUCAGGCAUUCCCAAGCUACCCUUCUUCUGAGGCUAAAUUCUUUCCAACUCCUUCACUUAUGAGGGAAACACCGCCUGUGAUGUUUCCUGAGCUCAAUGUAAUAAGCUGUCCUAAUAUUUGCGACCGUGCUAGUAAUGGUUCUGCAACAGUGCCUUCUUCUGCUCAAGCAAAUGCAAAGGCUUUGAACAGAAAGAGAAGGGUGGAUGAAUGGAAGUUGAGUAUUGACAGAAAAAGAAGGAUGAUGACUCAAAUUAGGGUGACUUCAACAGCUGGAACUUCUAGCAAACGCAAUGAUAAAACAAAAACUUCCAAACAGAAAUUAUCUCACUCAGAUGUGCAUAAUGUGUUGAUAGGGAAGGCCGUAUUGGAAAUAAAAAAGAAGUUGGAUGAAUGGAAAGCGACUAAUGAUGAAGGUUGAGAGAAAGACGACACUGGCAUGAAGAAUGAGGUUCUUCAUACAGAACCAGAAAAUCUUCUUGAGACGAUGACCGUUCCGGAUUCAGAGUUUCAUGAUUUUGAUAAGGAUAGAAUGGAAGACUCGUUUGAGGAUAAUGAAGUCUGGGCUGUAUAUGACUGUGAUGACGGAAUGCCCAGGUACUAUGCCAUGAUUAAGAAGGUGGUGUCUAGAAGACCGUUCAAGGCAUCCAUCAGUUGGUUGAACUCCAAGAGCAACAGUGAACUAGGACAGAUGAAGUGGGCAGUUUCAGGAUUUACAAAGACCAGUGGGGAUUUCUGGAUAGGCAAGUCUAUGCUCAAUGCUUCAGUCAACAAUUUCUCCCACCAGGUUAACUGGAUAAAGGGCUCCCGGGGAGUCUUCAAAAUCUACCCAUGUAAAGGGGAUGUUUGGGCUCUAUACAGUGAAUGGUCACCCGAAUGGAAUGAGUUCACCGCUAACAGUGUGGUUCACAAGUAUGAAACAGUUCAAAUCCUUGAAGAGUUCAACGAGGAUGGAGUUGCUAGAGUUGUCCCAUUGGUCAAAGUGCGUGGCUACAGAUCAGUGUUUAAGCAGCAUGAGGACCCCAGCAAAAUCCAGUCCAUCCCAAAAGAAGAGAUUUUUAGACUAUCUCACCAAAUCCUGAAGUAUGUCAUAACUGGUUUGGAAGGUCCAAAUGCUCCCUCUGGGAGGUUUCUUGAACUCGACCCUGCUGCUCUGCCACCAGAACUUCUCCAAGUCAUUGAUGAUGAUAAAGAGAUAGAAGCAGAAAUGCGAACAAAUGCUCAAGAGUCCGAGGUUGUUGACAACCGCUUUCGUUUGACAUAUUUUAGAAAACGGAAAAGAGUAAUCAGCUGUAAUAUUCAAUAUUAAGACUGACCAAUGAGAUCAUGCCACCUUGUUUAUUAUCAAAGGGAACCAAUCAAGCCUCUUUGUAAUGCCAAUCAAGCUCAGGUACAUAUAUAGAACAGUGAUGAACUGAUAAAUCUUUAUGUCAGGUGCCCAUGAAAUUUCGAUAGAAAAUACCUUAAAAUUAUACUGCAUAUAUAAAAGUUUUGUUUCUAAGUGCCUAUGUAGUGUAACGCGUAUCAGACAACAGUAUAGGAUGCUCGUAAGUCGUACACAUUUCAUUUUUAUUCAGUUUCUAAGAAUGAAAGUUAGUAUUGGAUUUCUUGUAUAUUAUGUUUGGAUAAUAUUUUUGCAUUGGAAUAAAAAUGCUUUAUCAUAUAUAUAUGCUCAUAGUUUGCUUGUGCUUAUGUUUGAAUCAUAUACUCCGUAUAUAGAUGCAGAUAAGUGGUCAAACUGUUGGAUUAGAGUUUCAAUUCACUUUCCAUACGUAGUACAAUUUAAUCAUAUUAUGUCUAGAUCAUAUAUGUGUCAGGUUUACUGCUCAAUUAUAAUAGGGUUCACAAAGAAAGCCAGAACUAGCUUCUCUCUAUUUCUACAAUCUAACUACUAAGUAAAUAGAAUGUGAUGAUGAGCAUUACAAUAUUUCUAUGUAUAGGCCAAGUAUGACAUAUUUCGGGAUUUGGUGAGAUAGUCUAAAAAUCUCUUCCGGAUUUUGCUGGGGUCCUCAUGCUGCUUAAACACUGAUCUGUAGCCAUGCACUGAUCAACAGGACAACUCUAGCAACCCCAUCUUCGUUGAACUCUUCAAGGAUUUGAACUGUUUCAUACUUGUGAACCACACUGUUAGUGGUGAACUCAUUCCAUUCGAGCGACCAUUCGCUGUAUAGAGCCCAAACAUCCCCUUUACAUGGGUAGAUUUUGAUGACUCCUGGGAACCCUUUGUCCUGUUAACCUGGUGGGAGAAAUUGUUGACUGAAGUAUAGAGCAUAGACUUGCCUAUCCAGAAAUCUCCACUAGUCUUUGCAAAUCCUGAAACUACCCACUUCAUUUGUCCAAGUUCACUGUUGUUCUCGGAGAUCCCAUCUGAUGGAUGCCUUGAACGGCUUCUAGACACCACCUUCUUGAUCAUGGCAUAAUACCUGUAAUUUCUAGAAUUGUUUUUUACAACAAUUAUGGGCCAAAGUAUUUCAUCAGUAGUCUUUCCACUUUUAGUCCUUUUUUUAUUGUGACAUCUACGUUUUUGGUACUUUUUUUUAAUUUUCCCACAAUAGUUGGAGGACCAAAAUGUUAUUAUCUUAAUAGUUAGAGGAUUAAAAGUGAAAAUAAAAAAUUGAUUCCUAAAGCAUCUCGAUCAUUAAAUGUGAAAAACAAUUGAAUGGAUGCUAAAAGCUAAGUGUCAUUGCCACAAUAGUCAAAGAUCUAAAAGUGAAAAAACUCUUAAUCAGGAAGAAAUGUGAAGCUAAUAAACAGUCUCAACCAGUAAAGUUUGAAAUUUUUAUAAAUCUAGACCUCAGAUCAAUCUUCUUUCUUUAUCAUAAUUUGUUCGAGCUAGUUUAUCAUGCAACUUCACUUAUGUCAAUAUGCUUUGUUAUCUAUUUGAAGUUGCAUUGUGGUUUUUCCUGAUGCCUAAUUGUAAACUCUAGCCAUGAAUAUAAUUGCACUUCCUUACAAUAAUUGCACUUCACUUAGUGGAUUAUUGAAGAAAACGAGUCUGGGACAUUAUUCUUUCAGAAACCAAACAUUCUUUGAUUUUUGAAACUAGUUUAAGUUGUUCUUGAGGAACAACUAAGAGAUGUAUUUAGAUUACCACGUUUUGCUGGGUUGUCAUUUAAAUAUUCAAUGUACAUCUUAUCUGUAAAACCAUGAUUCAUGACAUACCAAGUGUAUGUGCUCACAGUUUAAGAAAUGGAUUCUCCAACAAUUUGAGAGAUUUCAUAUAAUCAAAAUGAAAAUGCAGAUUGCAGAAUGACAUUUAUCUGAUUGAUCAUGAACCUCUUUCAUCAUUUCGUGGUACAUUUUUUAUAGAAGAUUGUAUUUCCUGUUUAUCGGCCAUAUUUUCUACCAAGCACUAUUUUAUUUUACUAUACUGGUUGAAUCAGGUCAUGAAAUGAAAGAAAAUGAUACCUUUACCCUUAUUUUUGAAAAAUGAUCAUUUUUACCAACAUUAUGUUCAGAUAUCAUU
Messenger RNA from Cuscuta europaea, 6232 nucleotides. The record is from the annotation of a GenBank genome assembly. Lineage: Eukaryota; Viridiplantae; Streptophyta; Magnoliopsida; Solanales; Convolvulaceae.